AUGAGCGACAGCCAAACCGGCCGUCGUGAGAAGCCCGCCGGCGAUGGCGACGAUCCCCAUCAGUACCAAGCCGGUUCGUCUACCGACCGCGAGAAGGACCAGUGGAAGUUUCGCGCCCCUUACCGGAUCCACGACGACCCCGAUGGCUUUGACGUCAAGUGGACGGGAAAGUGCCAUUGCGGUGCUGUGCAGUACGAACUGAGCCGCGACAAGCCUCUGGCUUCCAAAUACUGCCACUGUACGACGUGCCAGCGCUUGCAUGGAGCUCCCUUCCAAUGGGCCGCCAUUUUCCAUAAAGAAGACAUCAAUUUCAUCAAGGGCCACCACGACCUGGGCUGGUACGACUCAGCCAACAAGUCGACCGCACACCAUCUACCCUGCAAGGUGCAAUGCGCCUACUGCCGGACGCCAAUCAUGGACGAGGGGCGCAACAUGAUCCUCCUCUUCCCCACCCUGGUCGAGGGCAUCAACACAGACAAGGGGCGCCAGGCGUUCAAAGCCCAGACCCACAUGUUCUACCCCCAACGCGUUGUGGACAUCAAGGACGGCUUGCCGAAAUUCAAAGGCCUCUCAGACAAGAGCCCCCUGAUCGACGAGGAGACCGGAGAGGAGAUCCCCAAUAGUGAGCCGGAGAGGAAGAAGCGGAAGACGGACGAAAACUGA
Lasiosphaeria miniovina is the source of this 663-nucleotide messenger RNA. RefSeq names its product Mss4-like protein. The record is from RefSeq and is a predicted model, not a curated record. The coding region runs from base 1 to 663 and encodes 220 amino acids. Lineage: Eukaryota; Fungi; Ascomycota; Sordariomycetes; Sordariales; Lasiosphaeriaceae. The transcript has 2 exons. Gene Ontology annotation, molecular function: carbon-sulfur lyase activity.